AUGGGCCGGUCGGCUUCCCCCACCCCUGCCCUUACCACCACCACCACCACCACCACCACCACCACCGAAUGCUCGAGGACACCAACGGCGACCCCGGACUUGGGCCUGUGCCUCCUCCUCCUGGUCGCCGGCGGGCUGAUCGCCCUUGGAAUGCGCCUGGUGCUCCCGUCCCUCGUCAAGUUGCGCGACACGGUGUACUGGGUAUGCGUCCAGUGGUCCGGAUGUAACCCGUUCUGGGACCACGGUGAGGUCGAGCGCCAUCAGGCGUACCGCGUCGCGGCCCAGGACCAGCUGCGUGACCCCGUGGUGCACUAUUCGACUGUCGAGACCCGCACGCGUAUCGUCCCGGGACCGAGGAGACGGCAUACCGCGCUGUUGUAA
Apiotrichum porosum is the source of this 381-nucleotide messenger RNA. RefSeq lists its product as uncharacterized. The record is from RefSeq and is a predicted model, not a curated record. Lineage: Eukaryota; Fungi; Basidiomycota; Tremellomycetes; Trichosporonales; Trichosporonaceae. Bases 1 to 381 code for a protein of 126 amino acids. The transcript has a single exon.